Molecule: messenger RNA, 3456 nt
Organism: Cavenderia fasciculata
Lineage: Eukaryota; Evosea; Eumycetozoa; Acytosteliales; Cavenderiaceae
Exons: 3
Coding region: 1-3456 (1151 amino acids)
Cellular component (GO): nucleus; ribonucleoprotein complex; cytoplasm
Molecular function (GO): mRNA binding
Source: RefSeq, a predicted model, not a curated record
AUGAGCAGCAAUAUUGCUCCAACUACAAAACUCUACCUCAAUCUUGGAGGUGGCACCAACUGCAAUGAUAGAGAUCUUUAUGAUGCAUUCUCAAAGUUUGGCAAAUUACUCAGCUAUGCAUGGAAGCUUAAUUAUGGUUUCGUUGAAUUUCAAACUGUUCAACAAGCAACUGACGCAAAAAAUGGACUUCAUGGAACUACAUGUAUCAACAACCAAAAGGCAUACAUUGAUUUCUCGUUUGGCAAGAACAUCCGCGGCCCAAGUAGUGGCUCUGACAGAGACAGCAAAUAUCACUACCCGCACUCCCCCGCAUCCAAGCACCGUAUCUUUAUCCGCGGCUAUGACAUGGAAGAGACCUCGUCGCAAGAGGUGAGACAGAUGUUUUCAGAGAUUGGACCUAUCCACACGAGUCACUUUAUCGAAAAGAAAGGCUAUGGCUUUAUUGAAUUCAAAAACGCUGAUGACGCUGAAACUGCAAUCAAGAAAUUUAAUGGCUAUGAAGUACAGGGCAAGGCCCUCACCGUCAACUAUGCAUCUCUACCUGGCCACUAUCCCAAAGACAGAUCUCGCUCAAAAUCGCCAUCAUCAUCCUACAGGAAACGUUCUCGAUACUCUAGUCCCGACAGAAGUAGAAGUAGAAGUAGAACAAGAAGCCCCAGUCCCCAUUCUGAUAGAAACAACAAUACUUCAUUUGACCAACAACAUCAACAACUGCAACAACAACAACAACAACAGCUGCAACAACAACAACCACAACCAAUUGACCAACAACAACAACAACAACAGUUGUUACUUCAACAACAACCUAUUGUCUCGAUUCAACAACAAGACCAACAAAUGGGAAUCGUCCAACAGCAACAAUCGCCAAUGAAUAUGCAACCACAACAAAGUGCAUUCCAAAACAAUAGUUUCCAUAGUAGCAAUAUAACCUUUGGUGGUACUCCAAUCAAUUUCAAUCCACAACCACAACAACAAAAGAGAUACCGUAGUUCAAGUAGAGGUAGAUCGAGAGAAAGAGAAACUUCUCUGGAUCGUUCUUUAUCAUUCCCACAAUUAGAUACUCAACCUCAACAACAAGUUCAACCACAACAACCUCAACCACAACAACAACAACAACAACAACAUUUUAUGAUUAACCAAGGACAAAAUAAUAAUAAUAAUAAUAAUUUCCUUCCACCCAAUUUUACCAACAAUCAACAAGUUGAUCCUGCACAACAAAAUUUCAACAAUGGUGAUAUGAGUUUCAACAAUCAAAACAAUCUUUUAACUGAUCAAAACAAUAUUCAGGUGGCUCCAUUUAAUCAUCAGAAUAAUCAUUUUAAUCAAUCACUACAACAACCAUUACAAAACAAUAACAAUAACUUCAACAAUAAUAAUAAUAAUAAUAAUAAUAUUGGUCACAAUAAUAACAAUAAUUACAGUAAUAACAACGUAAAUAAUCAAUCCAAUAAUUUUAACAAUAAUCAUAACAAUCAUAUCAACAAUAACAAUAAUAACAAUAAUAAUAAUUAUAGAUCAAGACAUUAUAACGAUAGAGAUAAUCGUGAUAAUCGUGACAAUCGUGAUAAUAGAGACAAUCGUGAUAGUCGUGAUAAUAGAGAUAACAGAGACAAUCGUGAUAAUAGAGAUAAUCGUGAUAAUAGAGACAAUAGAGAUAGUCGUGAUAAUAGAGAUAAUAGAGACUAUCGUGAUAAUCGUGAUAAUCGUGACAAUCGUGACAAUAGAGAUUAUAGAGAUAAUCGAAAUAACCGAGAUAGAAGAGACACUUAUCAUAGAAAUGAUAGAUACGACAGAAACGAUCGAAAUGAUAAAAAUGAUAGUAGACACGAUAGAAAUGAAGAUAAUAGAAAGGAAACUCAAAUCGUUGUCAGAAAAUCGAUCGAUCAACCAAUGAUGGUCAUCAAAAAAGACACUGAUCCAUCACCCAUCACAAGACAAGAAUCCAAUGGCCUUUCUAGAGAAAGAGAAAGAGAUAUGGACACUACUCAAGAUACUUCUAUCACUACCAGCGCCUCCGCCAUUACUACUUUUGCCUCUGAACCAAUCAAGUAUGAAACAUCAUCAAUAUCUGGUACCAGCACUGCUGCCGCCGGCGGUGAAGAGCAAAACAAUGAAUCUCAAUCUCAACAAAACCUCCUCGAGACUAGUAUCGACUCGAAUGUAAAUAACGACGAAUCUGAUCAUGAAAAUCCAAUCAUGUCAUUUAUCAAUAGAGAGGAUCGUGAAUCAAACGAUCCAUCCAGUCCUACAAUGGAUCACAUUGAUCAUCAUCAUCACAAAUCAGAUGAUAUCAUUGAAACUCUCAACAACAAUUCCUCUCAUCAAGAUGGUCAACAACAACAACCACCACAACAACUUUUAUUAACAGACUCUUCCCAUCAAAUGGCUAUUGAUCAACCAACAACAACAACAUUACCAACACCACCAUUACAACCACAUCAACAACAACAACCACAUCAACAACAAUCAAACUCUUCCCCAAAAUCAUCAUCUUCAUCCUCUACACCAACACAAAUUUCUAAUCAACAAUUCACCACUCUUCAAUCUCAACCAUCAUCAUCAAAUCUAUCAAAUCAAUCAAUCCCAACUCAACUUAAACCAUCAACUUCUCAACUUUCUUAUGCAAACUCUACAACUACAACUUCAAACAUUUCUUCUUCCUCUACUUCUACAACUUCAAACAUUUCACCAAUUACUCAGGAAUAUAAACAAAUCAAGGAUUAUUUAUUAAAAGAUAUUAAUUUGGCAAUUGAAAAUGCAUUAUCAAGACAUAUGGGAAAAGAAAGACAAGAAUUUGAACAAUUGGGAAAUGAUAUUUUUAAUAACAAGAAGGAUAUUUUAAUCAAGAGUGACAAUAUCUCUCGAAAGAUUGAGGAAAGUGGUCGUAGAAUUAUGGGCAACACCGAGACUACUAUUAGUUACCUCAAAGACAUUUUGAAUUUAGUAUCAAAGACUAGCGAUGAAGUAUCUCAACUCAAGAUGGAUAUGAAAGAUUCUAGAGACAAGGUUGAUCAAAUCCUUAGAUUCACCAAACUUCAACCAACCCCCAACAACAACAACAAUAAUAUCAACAAUAACAACAAUCCUGCAACCGAACAAUUUAACAAGUUGUUUGGAGAGAUUAAAAAGGUUAGUGAUAGUUGUACCAAAGUUGAAGCAAACACUAAUAAUGCAGCUUCAGAUUCAGCCACUGCUUUUGGUGCAGUCAUGAAAAAGUUGUAUCCAUUUGAAACCAUCACCAAUAAGCUAUUUAAUUUUGAAAACAAAUUAGAGGCACUCGAAGAGAGUCUUACAGACAAGAUUCAAGGAAUCAAAGAAGAUAUUGAAGACAUGACAGAGAAUCAACAACAAAUAACUCAACAACUUCAAAACUCUCAAGAAUCACCUGCCACUUCUGUCACUACACCUGCUUCAACUACAAAAAAAAUUAAUCCUCAAAGAAAAAAAGGGAAAUAA